GAUGUGCUCCCGCGUGCCGUCCCUGGCCAUCGUCUUCCUCAGUCUCUCUCUAUCCCUCUCUCUCCUGCGUGCUACCGCAUAGCUCUUUCUCUUUCGAUCCCGCACUCCCUCUUAUUGCUUGCAAUUGCACAGAGAGAGAGAGAGAGAGAGAGAGAGAGAGAGUGUGGCUUUUAGAAAGCUGAAUGGGAAGGUCGGGUUGUUCCGUCUCCGAUCUCGGAUGGUCUCACCGGAGAAGGAGGAAGGGAGGAGAGGGUCUCCUGUCGCCUCAUUAAUUCUCCCGCGUUCCCUCGUUGAUCGGAUGGCGUUUAUGAAGAACUAGGGAGCGUCUUGUUUGGAUCCACCCGUCGAUUGGCUGGUCGAUGGUUUGCUGAUCUUUGGAUCGCUACCAAAUCCCGCGAUCUUGCCACGAGGGAUCGCCCCAUUCGUCCCAGGAGAUUGUGAGUUCCUUCCGACUGCUCCGAUCUUCCUGGAAGGAACUGGUGACUGCUUCUUUUGUUUCAUGAACACCAGAUUUGAUUCGCUGGAUUUGGCGCCCAACGCCUAGUACUGUCUGUGCCCAGAUGGGUGGACAUGUGCAUCAGGGGAAUGCAGCUCUGUAUGAGCAGGUGGGAGCGACGAGCGAUGCAGGGGGCGCCGUCAAGGCGCGAUGGCUGCAGUCUGCCGGUUUACAACACCUUGCUUCUCCGUUGGCUUCGUCGGGCGUUGAUCAUCGUACGCUCCCAAGCCUUCUCAUGCAGGGUUAUGCGUCACAAUCUAGCGAGGACAAGCAGCGGUUGUAUAAGUUUUUGAGGAACUUGAACCUGAACGGUGACACUGGAUCUGAGCCCUAUACGCCACCUCCAGCUAGUACGGGAGCGGUUUAUGCUGUGGACGGGUUUUAUUCUCCUGAACUGCGAGGGGAGUUAGGAGCUGGCCUUUUAGAUCUUCAUUCUGUCGAUGACACAGAACUUCUUUCAGAGAAUGUACACUCUGAAGCUUUUGAACCAUCACCUUUCAUGCAUGCUGCUACAAGAGGUUAUGAUGAUGAUUUUGAGGCCACGGUUGGCAAGCCCAAGGGAGAGCCUGAUGCUCCUUACAAACUGUCAAGUAAUGAGAAAGAUGACAUUGCUAAGGAGUACAAUGUUGCUAAAAUUAAAGUCGUGGUUCGGAAAAGGCCUUUGAACAAGAAGGAGAUAGCAAGAAAAGAGGAUGAUAUUGUCAAGGUGUCUGAUAAUUCCUGCUUAACUGUUCACGAGACCAAGCUAAAGGUGGAUCUGACUGCUUAUGUGGAGAAGCAUGAAUUUUGUUUUGAUGCCGUGUUGGGCGAGCAUGUGACAAAUGAUGAGGUAUAUCGUGUUACUGUGGAGCCAAUUAUUCCUAGUAUUUUCAAGCGUACAAAAGCAACAUGCUUUGCAUAUGGUCAAACGGGUAGUGGUAAGACAUUCACUAUGCAGCCUUUGCCUCUUAAAGCUUCUGCAGACAUUGUCAAGUUAUUGCAUCAGCCUGUCUACCGUACUCAGAAGUUUAGAUUAUGGUUGAGUUUUUUUGAAAUUUAUGGUGGAAAACUGUAUGAUCUUCUUAGUGAUAGAAGGAAGCUGCUAAUGAGGGAAGAUGGCCGGCAACAAGUUUGUAUUGUUGGGUUGCAGGAAUUUGAAGUUUCUGAUGUACAAAUUGUUAGAGAAUAUAUUGAGAAAGGAAAUGCUGCCAGAAGCACUGGUUCUACAGGUGCCAAUGAAGAAUCUUCUCGGUCGCAUGCUAUAUUGCAACUUGCAGUUAAAAGGCAUGGAAAUGAAUCCAAGGGUGGAAAGCUUGUGGGCAAGAUUUCAUUUAUUGACCUUGCUGGUAGCGAGCGUGGUGCAGACACUACAGAUAAUGAUCGCCAAACAAGGAUUGAAGGAGCAGAGAUUAACAAAAGUCUUUUAGCACUGAAGGAGUGUAUUCGUGCGCUUGACAAUGAUCAAAUUCAUAUUCCAUUUCGAGGGAGUAAGCUCACAGAAGUGCUCCGUGAUUCCUUUGUUGGCAAUUCGAGGACUAUCAUGAUAUCAUGUAUAUCUCCUAAUGCUGGCUCGUGUGAGCAUACACUAAAUACACUGCGAUAUGCAGAUAGAGUUAAGAGUCUUUCAAAGGGAGGAAAUGCCAGAAAAGAGCAAUCACCUAAUUCUUUUCCUACCAGCAAGGAUCCUUCACUUUCAUUGGCAUGUCCUGGUUCUGCUGAGGCUGAGGAACCUUAUGACCAAAAUCAAGAAGUGAAUGUGGUUGAAACAGGAAGAAAGGGAGCCGAAAGCUUUUAUAACUCUAACAUAGAGGUUGAUAGAUAUUUGGUUAAACAUUCUUCGAGCUCAUCUACUAGUUAUGCCCUCAACGGAAGGGAGGAGGAUGGAUUUCCAUCUGGUUCCUUAGACAGGGAAAGGCCUGAUAGUACGGAGUUUUCUGGGGGUCUAAUCUCUAGUAACAGACAUCAUUCCUCAAUUAGUUCUGACUUGCCCGAGGCAGAGAGAGUACAAAAGGUUUCCCCCACUGGUCGGAAAGUGGCAAGGGAAGAUAAGCCUGAAAGACAAAGCAACUGGCCUAGAAAAGAUGCCCGCUCAGACUUUUCACCCACAACUUACAAACGGCAACACAAAUACAAUUCUGAUUCAAGUAUGGCACCGGCGAAGAUGAGUGACAACACAGGUCAGGAUGGGGAGAUCAAUGCAUUGUUAGAGGAAGAGGAGUCUCUAAUAUCUGCACACAGGAAAGAAAUUGAGGAUAGCAUGGAGAUGGUUCGUGAAGAGAUGAAGUUGUUAUCCGAGGUGGAUCAACCAGGCAGUCUUAUUGAGAAUUACGUGAGUCGAUUAAACUUUGUGCUUUCACGGAAAGUUGCAGGUCUAGUUAGUCUCCAGGCCCGCCUGGCAAGAUUUCAGCAUCGCCUAAAAGAGCAGGAGAUACUUAGCAGAAAGAGAGUUCCUCGGUGAUUGAACUUGGUGCAGCACUGCGCACAUUUCCCAGGGCACCCUAUACAUCUAGGCAAUUCCAUAUCCGGUUCUUUGCGCAGAUGCCUUUUUGUCCUGCUAUGAUAAGCGUUGAAUUGUUUUUCCCACUAGGUGAUGUAUCCUAGUGUACCACCAAUUCACUCCCUGUAGCCUCUGUGCUUGGCAGAGAUAGUGAACCUUAUAUAUUUUUCCUAUGAUUAUGCUCAUGGGAAUUCUCUAUAUCGUACUCUCAACCUUCAAUGGUCACAUCCAUACAGCAGAACAAUUGUCUAUUUAUUAAAAUUGGUUCAGAA
Molecule: messenger RNA, 3244 nt
Organism: Nymphaea colorata (pocket water lily)
Lineage: Eukaryota; Viridiplantae; Streptophyta; Magnoliopsida; Nymphaeales; Nymphaeaceae
Product: kinesin-like protein KIN-13A
Exons: 13
Coding region: 561-2933 (790 amino acids)
Biological process (GO): microtubule-based movement
Molecular function (GO): microtubule motor activity; ATP binding; microtubule binding
Source: RefSeq, a predicted model, not a curated record